AUGCUUCCAUUUGCUCAGAGCGUCCCCGGCUACACUUCGAGGUAUGCUGGGGCCGGCGAACGCGGACGGCGCCGCGAUGCGCGGUAUGAAAGAUACGACGUAGCAGAGAGGGCGCCCGCCUCCACAAUAUUUUUUUCCAAGCCGACGAAGCCUAAAGAGAAACUUACACUUGACUUCACUCCAUCAGCUCUGGCGGCUGAAAGUGGACUUCGCAGCGACAGCUUUGACGUACAUUUGGAAGAAGAGGCAUCAGAAUGUUUCCGUUUGUAUGAUAGAGAUGGAGAUGGGCUUGUCCUUGUUACCGAGGUAACGGCGAUGCUACGAAGUCUCGGUUUCGUGGUUCUUGUUGAGCAGCACAAAGUAUUCGAAGCGGAGAUGCGCCGGCUGAAGGUCACCUCAAUCAAUUUCGAAACAUUUUUAUCAAUCGCACGUAAAGGGUUUCCGAAAGCCGUAGAUCCAGUGGAAAUCCUUGCUGCGUUCAACUUGCUCGAUCGAGAGAAGAAGGGAAGCGUCAACACUGAAGAAUUGCAUCACCUAAUGACGACAGUUGGAGACCCGCUAAGUGAAGCAGAUUGGCAAAAGCUGCUCAUGAGGACUUUGACGACGCGAGAGAGCGCAGCACCGGUAUCCAUCAAAAGGAACACCUUCCUCACGUUAGUUUGCGAUCCAGUUGACGGCGAAAGCGAGUGGGCUGCGUCCGCACCGUUGCACCAAGCUCGGCGUAUGCAGCCGAAGUAA
Molecule: messenger RNA, 738 nt
Organism: Eimeria necatrix
Lineage: Eukaryota; Apicomplexa; Conoidasida; Eucoccidiorida; Eimeriidae
Product: calmodulin, putative
Exons: 1
Coding region: 1-738 (245 amino acids)
Cellular component (GO): myosin II complex
Molecular function (GO): calcium ion binding
Source: RefSeq, a predicted model, not a curated record